Molecule: messenger RNA, 4966 nt
Organism: Larimichthys crocea (large yellow croaker)
Lineage: Eukaryota; Metazoa; Chordata; Actinopteri; Sciaenidae
Product: PDZ domain-containing protein 7
Exons: 19
Coding region: 273-2816 (847 amino acids)
Biological process (GO): auditory receptor cell stereocilium organization; sensory perception of sound
Cellular component (GO): cilium; stereocilium tip; plasma membrane
Molecular function (GO): protein binding
Source: RefSeq, a predicted model, not a curated record
GUCUUUUUACUCGAGAGAGAAAUGUCCAGGUGCGUCGGAUCAUUUUGCACAACAUGGACUCAGUUUUCUGUCCCUGCUGUCGAGAAAUAUUUAAGAAGAGCUGCCUGAAACGUAAAAUGUGUGGCUCAGACAGGUGAGAGAGAGAUGCAUCAUGGGCAAGAAUGGACCAAAGAGUCAGCCAGCAUGUCCCCAACGAGCCUGCAUCUUCUCCUCCACCCGGAGCUGAGCCCCCUGAGGUGGAGUGCGUGUGAAAGGGGACCCCGACAGCCUCCAUGGCUCACUCGUCAGACCCGUCCCGUAGGGAGAAGACCCCCGGGACCCAAGGGUCACACACGGCUACGCGUAACCUCUUACGGAAGAAGGAGCAGCGCAGACGUGGAAUCCGAUCCUCCUCACCCAUGGGCCGGGUCAUCCUCAUCAACUCUCCUGUGGAUGGUGGAGAUGACAGCGAGGACCUCCACACGAUCACAGUGGAUAAAAGUGUGGACGGCAAGCUCGGCUUCAGCGUGCGCGGAGGCUCUGAACACGGCCUCAGCAUCUUUGUCAGUAAGGUGGAGGACGACAGCACCGCGGAGGAAGCCGGCCUGCUUGUAGGUGAUAAACUGGUGGAGGUGAACGGCAUCAGCCUGGAGAGCAUCACGAUGAGCAGCGCCGUGAAGGUCCUGACGGGCAACAACAGGCUGAGGAUGGUGGUGAGACGCGUGGGCAAAGUUCCCGGCAUCCGCUACUCCAAGGAGAAGACGACCUGGGUGGACUUGAUACACAGGCGUAUGGUGGUGGAGGAGAGCGGACGGACGCCGUCGGAGACCAGCUCAGGAAGCGCCCUCCAGAGGAUCGUGCACCUUUACACCACCUCAGACGACUACUGCCUGGGCUUCAACAUCCGCGGGGGGAAGGAGUUCGGUCUGGGCAUCUACGUCUCCAAGCUGGAUCCCGGCGGUCUGGCUGAGCAGAAUGGAAUAAAGAUGGGGGACCAGAUCCUGGCGGCCAACGGAGUGAGCUUUGAGGACAUCAGCCACAGUAAUGCUGUGGAGGUGCUGAAGAGCCACACGCAUGUCAUGCUGACCAUCAAGGAAGCAGGACGAUACCCUGCCUAUAAGGAGAUGGUGGCAGAAUACAGGUGGCUCAAUAAGCUGGCCAACGGUGCUCAGAAAUCUUCCCAGGGGUCAGAGUCCAACUCCUCGGCCUCCUCUCUGUCGUCCGGGACUCCGGUCAGCUCUCUGAGCGGCCUGUCGCAGGUCAUGUUCCCUCCCACUUUGCCGUUUGGUUCAGCCAUGGUGGAUGUUUGCAUCUCCACGGAGGACCAGAGGUCUGAGUCAGAGCAAACUGAGACGGCGGGCGCCGACACCACUCGCAGCCUGGGUCGUACCACUCUGCUCAGAGACACGAUGAUCCGCGAGGCCGGGGGCCCCAAAGAGUCCCCCAAGACGGCCGUGCUGCUGGCGCUCAGCAGGCCGAGCCGACCGAUCACCAGGUCCCAGAGCCAGGUCACCGUGGCAGAGAUCACGCAGAAGAAGGAGAAGAAGCAGAAAGGGAAGGACCCGGAGGAGAAGAGCACCCUGCAGCGCUCCAAGACCUUCGUCAACUUGCUAUUCAGGGGCGCACGCAGGAGGGACACGUCCAGGGGACGCUCCAAAGAGGUGAUGCCAAAUUCAGAGAUGCUCGGAGUGGUGGAGGACAUGGCGCGCAGGCUGCUGACGGAGGAGGAGGUGGCUGCCGUGAUGAAGACCUGCCGAAGGUACAUAGCAGAGCGGUCAGUGGAGAACUUGAUACGCCACCUGCUGGUCGUGCUGGACAGACCUGAGAAGCUUCUUCUGCUGAGGGAGGUCAGGAUGCUGCUUCCUCCUCCGGACCUGUCGGCGUUCAACAACAUGGUGACCGCCAUCGAAGUCGAGGCCUAUGAUCUCCUCAAGUAUCGCUCGAUCCGAACGCCUCCGCUGCGCUCUCCCACAUCGGGUCGAGCACCCAAACGGCGCCUCAUCACUCCGAUCCCAGAUUACAGAGGCGGCUUUGAGCUCCACAAUACUGAGGAGGUGGAGAAAGAGAGCCACCUGCUGGAAGAGCUGGAGAAGUUGAGUUUGUCAGCGCCCCGGGAGAGGACUCACCACACGUCCAGGUCCUUCACCCCGCUGCUGGACAUCCCCGUGGACGGAUAUAACGAGUCCAGAGACCGUAGAUCCCCGUCCACCAGCGCCAUGCUCCCCAACUGGCUGCUGGCCCGCAGCGACGACCCCCGCCCCCCUGUGCGGUCGGACAUCGGCACGAUUCGCUCCGUCCACUUCGACGAGGUUUCCCUUCACGCGACGUCAGACAGAGGAAGGUCGCCGUUCAGAAACGGCCACUCCAAGAGCAAAAAGGAGAAGAGUGGAGACCGGAGUAAAGAAAGCGUGUUCACGCUGCAGAGCGCCGCUCACAGGAGUCGACCACCGCUGUCUCAGGUGUUCAGCUCAGGUUCAGAUCAACAGAUGAACGGACACCAGGCCACGCCGGAGAACGGACUCAACGGCUCCGAACCUGAACAGGAGUACAUGCUCAAAACUGUCAGCAUCUCCAAGACCAAACAGUCCCUGGGCAUCAGUAUAUCUGGUGGGAUGGAGUCGAAGGUUCAGCCGGUGGUGAAGAUCGAGAAGAUAUUUCCUGGAGGAGCCGCCUCCACCUGCGAAGUGCUCAAGGCUGGAUUUGAGCUGGUGUCCGUGGACGGAGUCGCCCUGCGAGGAGUCACCCACCAGAACGCUGUGGACAUCAUCCGAAAAGCCUUCAGUAACAAGGCCAAAGACCCCAUGGUGUUUGUGGUCAAAGUCCCUAAAAACUUUUGAAAGCAGACUCAGAGAACUCCGGCUCAAACACACACAGACAUGUAAUUUUUGCCAUUCAUGUUAAAGACACUGGUGAUGGCCUCACAAAGACAUUUACAGUAAUGAACUGAAACCUCGAAGCCUGAAACCAUGAAACAAUGGUGCUCCUGCUGCCUUUAAUAUUUCACUCAUCACAACCCAGGAGCCAACGCCUGUCGAGAACACGACUUCCUUUUUACACGAGUAGAUGUGUCAUGGAUCAGCGGUCAAUGCUUCUGAUGACAAACUGUAACCGGAGUGCCUUUUUAAAAAAAAAAAAGACUGAACAUGCGUUUAAAAAAAGAAAAUCUGACUCCAUGCUGUUGAAGUUGUGGCUUGUAAUCUAAAUGUUGACCUGCAGAGGGCGGACACACGCCGCCUCAACAUAAACACGAGUACUGUAGGAUAAAAAAAACGCAGGAUGCCAUUGGAGGAAAUCACAAAAAUAAACUUAAUCUUAUUUCUGGAAAAACUCAACAUUUGGGGUGUGUGUAAUUUGGUGCAGUUAGAACGACACACAGCGAUUUUAAAUUUAGUCUUUUUUUUAAUUAAAAACAUAGUAGGUUUGUUCAAGAAAUGUACAGCAUGAAAAUAUACAUUUAAUGUCUUCAUACAAAUAUUGUGGAUUAUAAAAUUAUACUGAGGAACCGGAACAAACAUCCACACAAACAUUAAUAUACAGGCAUCAUAUCUGUAGGAGCAAAAUAUAAUGUGCGACAUUGCUUUGGUCUAUUCACAGUGGCUAUGUUUUUUUUAAAUUUCUGGAAGAAAACUUUCUGAUUUGUCGAGGGGGGGGGUUUAUUUACAGAGGACGAGAAUUCGAUCAGCAGUAAGAGAGGAACAAAAACAGAAAGAAAAAUACACGACAGAUCUUCUACUGGAAAGGUUCGGUGGGGGAACAGUCACGCCGUGGUCAGAGGAGUUUACACCAAAACACCCGUCAUGCAGUGCAAAGUAAAACGUGUCACACACGGUGAUCAAUCUGUCAUUUGUCUCUGUGCGUGUGCUUUAGUGCUGCGACACUUAUUUUAGUGGUAAAUGAUGUAACAGCAGGAAUACUGUACAACAUCUGUACUUUAACAUCUGCCGUGACUCUCAAAGGUUCAGAUUUAUUUUCAGACUUUAUUCCAAUAUGCAGAACUCUGUUUUUAUUCACCUGAAAUCUGAAUUAUUUAUAUCUAUCUUUAUUUCACAGAGCAUGCCAUGUUUCUACAGCAGCCCAGUUAGAACGAACCAACCGAACGCUGGCUACAAUCCUUUAAAAUGUUUCAUUUAAUAUUUCAAACAGGCUCAAAACAUUUGACUUUUUCUGAUGAGCCAAAAAAAACCAAACUUUAACUGACUUUGUAAGAGAGAUAAACAUCCGUUUAACUUCAGUUUCCCAACACGACUUGAAUGAUUUAAUUAAUGUUGGCUGAAUUCCAUUUAGCUUCUGUGGUUUCGACCUUUUUUCAGCUGCGUUCACACGUACGCCAAAUCAACACACCUAUAAAACCUGAUCGCAUCUCUGCCUCACGUGGAGUUCAAUAUUUGACCGGUGACACGUGUGUGUGGAUGAUCCCUUAAACCAACAACCAACAACCGACGUUUCACCUCGCAGGCAGGCGAUGUUGUACGUGUGAUCGCGGCCUUCCACAGCAGGAAACAGCACAGGUGAAUCUGUUAACCGAAGGCUCUGUUCCAUUGUGUGUCCCAGUAAACUGACAGUGAACCAGUACGCACAGUACCAGGACUCUGGGUCUCUCUUUAUAUUCUUGGUAAUUUCACUUUUUCCUGCUUCAGACACCAAAGUGUCUGCUGUGAUUCCAACAUCAUGAUAUCAAAUAUCUCAAUAUUACUGCGCUAGAAGAUUUGAUCCACCGCUCCAACACUACUACGCUCCUUUGCACUGGAUGUGAGGUGUUAGGGUUGUAUUUGUUCCAGAUGUUACUGUGUUUAAUUACAUUAGACUGUACAGAUGUUCAUGAUAGGAGGAGCUUAUGCUUUGUUCGCCUCAACAUCAGAGUCCAGACACUUGAUUCUGUCCACUUAAAGUCAUAAAAACAUUUGUGCCAUGUAGGGUUUUUUGUUUGAGACUGUUCACUUGUUGGUGUUGAUGUCAUUCACAUAAAGGCUUGAGUGGUUUAUUCUGU